GAAUAACCUGCAAAUACGUGGUCACACUCCUGGACAAAUCUGGGAGAUUCCGAAGGUGCCGGAAGACGGGCGACAUUGCGGCGAGCUCAUCGACGCUUCUCGAUUGAAAAUCGACCACAGGACCGCGGAGUUAAGUCAGUUUAAGAAGAACAUAUGGGGUAGAAUAUCUCCCUUUUUUACUAAGGGAGGCACACAUUUUCAAGAGGAGCGAGGGUAGACGCUGCUUAGCCCUACAUAUCGAUAAAAAGAGCUCCCCUCAAAACCAAGUACAUCGGGAGAUAUCUUAUCUUAUAGUUUGGGGUAGAAUCAUACCCCUUGAACAUCUCCGUGGUCUUUCAUCACUUCAACCCAGACUUUUGUAUUUCUAGUGCAUAACACCAAGAACUAAUAUUUCCCCGCGUCGGAAAAUUUUUAGCAUAGUUAUUUUUCUUGUUAUUAAGGUAUUUUUACAUAUUCUACUCCCUUACAGGGUAGAAUAUUAGUAUUUAAGUUUUUUCUCUUUUUUAUACGUUUUAACAUACGUUAAAUAUAUAUUAAUAAACGAAAACUAGAAGGCGGUAGCCCUUAAAAUAAAAUUUUACCUUCCCGCGGCAAUUUUGCUUCAAAAAGGUAAAUCCUUAAAAGUCCGAUAAAUCUCAAUUCUUCACCUACGGCACAACAACCGUCCUGAAACCACAGAGAGUUGUGGCUCCAACAGGAGCUUAAGUAGGUUAAGUGACAAGUGAGAAAAAGGUACUCUUGUCACUAAAAACUUUAAAAACUUAAUGGAGCACGGUGCACCUCCAAGUAGUUUAAGUCUUGCGAGUCCUUCAGGUUGGAUGACUAGUGGCUUAUUCGUGGAGGUAAUGAAACAUUUCAGGCAUGACACCGGAAUAUCCAUCUCUGCAUAUAAUGGAUAAUCAUGAGUCACAUUUGUCCAUUGAGGCUCUAGACUUAGGGAAACAAUCGGGUGUUGUAGUUCUUACCUUUCAUCCUCACACUACUAACAAAUUAUAACCCUCAGAUGUAGUUUGAUGGGCCCUUUAAAGUCAUAUUAUUAUUCCGCACUUGAGUCAUGGAUGCUGCAAAACCCUGCGUCAACGACCGCGAGCAUCAUAUGAAGCUCUGGGUCGCCUAACGACUCUCUUCCUUACAACUUCUGUUCUUAGACGUAUUUUCGUAUACGGUUUU
Molecule: messenger RNA, 1170 nt
Organism: Chilo suppressalis (striped riceborer)
Lineage: Eukaryota; Metazoa; Arthropoda; Insecta; Lepidoptera; Crambidae
Source: the annotation of a GenBank genome assembly